Molecule: messenger RNA, 667 nt
Organism: Folsomia candida
Lineage: Eukaryota; Metazoa; Arthropoda; Collembola; Entomobryomorpha; Isotomidae
Exons: 4
Coding region: 88-594 (168 amino acids)
Source: RefSeq, a predicted model, not a curated record
UAUAGUCACACACAUUUCCAUAAACGUACAAACUAACAGCCAACCACUACACCACCGUCACAUUUGUGCAGAUACAUCUGCUUUAAAAUGUUUGCCAACAUUUUAACCAUUUUACUAAUUGGAGGAUUUUUCUCUGACACAAAUGUCGGUGCAAUCGUAUUGGGGAAAAAAAAUGACGAUGGUCCUCUGCCCAAAGCCGUGCUUGAAAUCCAUCCCCUUCUUAACUUUAUUGGAACCAUUAACAACAAAAAUUUUUUUAUUGAGCGAAUUAAACGAACGCAAGUUGAAGCACGAGAAAGUUGUAAAGCAAUGGGAAUGAAUUUGGCAAAAUUAGGAGGACAGGAUGAGCUGAAUUUCAUUGCUAAGCAACUGCGUCCGGAAGAGGUUACCGCUUGGACUGAUGGGGAGUAUGUUGGUGGGAUGGGGAUUGAGGAAUUCUGGUGGAGGGAGGACUUCUCUAAACCCAAUUCUGACUUCGAGAUGGCCUACGGCAUGGAUACGCGGAUUGGAUUGGUCACCUAUACCAACCCUAACGUUGCCUGGAUUGUGCCAUAUCAAUACCAAUCUGCUCAGUAUUAUUUGUGCUAUUUUUAAGCGGCGGUUAGUUUUGGUGCUGUCAAUACUUACAGAAAUGAAAAUCGAAUAAAAACAACAUAAUUAUACCGAA